Ostreococcus tauri is the source of this 1782-nucleotide messenger RNA. RefSeq names its product Serine/threonine-protein kinase, active site. Gene Ontology annotation, cellular component: cytoplasm; nucleus. Gene Ontology annotation, molecular function: ATP binding; MAP kinase activity. The transcript has a single exon. NCBI's taxonomy places the organism in Eukaryota, Viridiplantae, Chlorophyta, Mamiellophyceae, Mamiellales, Bathycoccaceae. Bases 1 to 1782 code for a protein of 593 amino acids. Gene Ontology annotation, biological process: intracellular signal transduction; protein phosphorylation. The record is from RefSeq and is a predicted model, not a curated record.
AUGGACGCGUCGAUCGAGCGCUCGAUCGAUGAUCCGUGGACGUUUUACGUCCGAGCGUCUCGAGACGCGCCGACCGAGACGUGGCACGCGCGGGAGAGGUACGAAUUGCGACGCGUCAUCGGCGCCGGGUCGUUCGGGUGCGUGUGCGAAGCCUCGGACACUCGAUACGGCUGCACAUCAGCGCUGAAGCGGAUUCCCAACGCGCUCUCGACGGUGGAGGACGCGAGGAAGGUGUUGCGGGAGAUUGUCGCGCUGCACCGAACGAAUCAUCCAAACGUGUGCACGUUGCGGCACGCGUACUUCGAGGACAGCGCGGAGGGAGCGAAAAAGUUGGACGUGAAGACGAUGCAACUGCGAGCGGUGUCGAUCGACGUGUACCUGAGCUUUGAGUACGCGGAGGGGGGGGACAUUCACGCGCUGCGCGGGCAACUGUCGGCGAAGGAAGUGCGAGGGUUGAUGCAGCAGUUGACGGAGGCGACACGGUAUUUGCACAGCGUGGGGAUAUGGCAUCGCGACAUUAAGAGUGCGAACACGCUAUUGGGGAAGCACAGGCACGGAGGGCGGGUGAUUAAGCUGUGCGAUUUCGGCAGCGCGCGGGGCGCCCUCGGUGGGCCGGUGGAGGAUUCCAAGGAGGAGCAGCUCGGUCCAAAGAGACGUCGAAUGGUGCGCAGCGCGUCGAGCGCGGAGGUCGAUGCGUCGACGCUCACUCGAUACGUUAUGACGCCUUGCUAUCGAGCGCCCGAGGUGAUCAUGGGUGGCACUGUGUACACCGGCUCCGUAGACGUUUGGGCUCUCGGUUGUAUUUUUGCGGAACUCUUACAAAGGCAAGUCUCGAGUACGUCGGGCGCACUCAACCAAAAGCUCGCUGUGAAGCCGCUGUUUAGCUUACGAGAUACCAUGAUGGAAUCGCCACCGACCGGUGAACAUUUCGACGCCGAGCAAUGCGAUGAGAGCGCCGAACAGCGCCGCGCUCAGCUCGACGUGAUCUUCGACGUUCUCGGCACGCCGUGCUGGGCAGAGAUCGAGCAUAUCAGCUCUCAACACUGGCGUGAGUACUUACGCUCGCUCCCGGGACGAGCGGGUACGCUCGACCUAUUGUUCCAUCACGGCGUGGACGACGAAGCUCGCGAUUUGUUGCGUCGCAUGCUUCGAUUCGACCCCUCAAUGCGCACCUCGUGUGAGGAAAUCCUCGCGCAUCGAUACUUUGAUUCCAGCAAGCUCGUGACGGAAACGAUCAAGGCGACGACGGAUUCACUCAACUACCACGUCGAAUCAAUGAAGAUGGACGUCGAGAAUGGGAAUCGUAAGCCGUUUUGGGAGAUAGAUCAUCCGGGAUUGGCGCUCGAAGAGUUGGAAAAGGCGUUUCUGAGAGUGCACAAGCAAACCGUGGACAAGGGAAACGACGCGUGGCGAGAGGAGUAUCGCACUUUCUUUGAAAAAGAGUGCGAUCGAAGCGAAAAAGUGCCGGACCAAGAGAUGAUAGACGCUGGAGCUCAAGAUAGAUCGUUGCUCGCGCUAUUUCCUGAUUUUUUUCGAGGCGAAGAGGCCGUCGAGUACAAGCUCGACACACUCACCGACGAGCGCAGCGUGGUUCAUCACUAUGGUUUCUGUCAGGAUAGAGGCACGGAGGCACAUCUGAAUCGUGAUAGAAUGGGUGAAUGGACGACGGAUGAUUGGGACUCGAUCCGAACUAAAUCAGGAACUUCCGAUACAGGCGUCUGGGGAGUCUCGUCGGUGCCACCAGGUGGCGGUGGAUCCGUCGCCGGCCAACAAGGGAGGUGA